Entrophospora sp. SA101 is the source of this 792-nucleotide messenger RNA. The record is from the annotation of a GenBank genome assembly. Lineage: Eukaryota; Fungi; Glomeromycota; Glomeromycetes; Entrophosporales; Entrophosporaceae.
AUGAAAAGUAAUGAUGUAACUAAUAGUAGCAGUAAAGAGCAAAAAAAUGAGAAAAAAGAAAAAUUUUACGUGUUAGGAAUGUUUCCAUAUCCUAGUGGUAUGUUACAUAUGGGUCAUGUGAGAGUUUAUACUAUUAGUGAUACUAUUGCAAGGUUUAAAAAAAUGCUAGGAUAUGAGGUGAUUCACCCAAUGGGAUGGGACGCAUUUGGUCUUCCAGCAGAAAAUGCUGCAAUUGAACGCGGAAUUAAUCCUGCAGAAUGGACUAUCAGUAAUAUUGAAACUAUGAAAUCUCAACUAGGAAAAAUCCUUGCUGAUUUUGAUUGGGAAAGGGUUGGGUUUAUUAAAAUAUUUAUAUCCAAUUUGGCUUACCAAAAAGAAGCUAUAGUGAAUUGGGAUCCAAUUGAUCAAACAGUUUUGGCAAAUGAACAGGUAGAUUCUAAUGGAUUUUCUUGGAGAUCUGGAGCAAAAGUGGAGCAUCAACAUGUUAAACAAAUGCAAAGAAAUUGGAUUGGAAAAUCUGAAGGUGCAGAAUUUGAUUGUCCAGUUACGUCAAAUAUUCAACAAAAUUACUCAAAUUUUCAUAAAGAAACUAAAAUGAAUCCGAUUGAAACCCAAGAACAAACUACGGAUAUUUCCGAAGAUAAUGAACCAAUUUUUGACAAGGUGACUGGAAUUUAUAAUGAUGAAUUAAUUGAAAGUUCUAGUGAUUCAGAAGUAAACAAUGAUGAAGAAGAAGAUGAGGAUGGUGAGGACGAAAUAAUGGAAGACUCAACUUUCAAUAGAAGAGUUUAA